UGUUACUUUUCUGUUUUACAUAUUUAAGAGUUAAGACAUUCCUUUCACUGUCCACUGUUUCCGUUUUCCCUGUAACCCUAUAACAUAAGUGGCUGCGCCGCCGCGUCUGUUGCCGUCGCUCCCGCCGCCGUUUCGACUCCGGUUAUCUCUAAAUCUUUCAAGAACAGACUGAGAAAGGUGAGGAAAUGUCGGAACCAUCAUUGGUAGAGUCUCUAGUUCUUCAACUCCACGAGAUCUCAGCUGUCAAAUUUGGCAACUUCAAGCUCAAAUCUGGCAUCUCCUCACCAAUCUACAUAGAUCUUCGCCUCAUUAUAUCUUACCCUUCUCUCCUCCAGCAAAUCUCUCAAACUCUUAUAUCAUCAGUCUCUUCCACUUCCUUUGACCUUGUAUGUGGUGUCCCUUACACUGCCUUACCCAUUGCCACAUGUGUCUCUCUCGCUCAAAACAUUCCCAUGGUCAUGCGCCGCAAGGAAAUCAAAGAUUACGGAACUGCUAAAGCUAUUGAAGGUGAUUUCAAGCCUGGCCAAAGUUGCUUAAUCAUUGAGGAUUUGGUUACCAGUGGCACGUCAGUUUUGGAAACUGCAGCGCCAUUGCGUGCUGUGGGGUUGAAGAUCAGUGAUGCUGUUGUUUUGAUUGAUAGAGAGCAAGGUGGGAGAGAGAAUUUGGAGCAAAAUGGCAUCAAACUGCAUGCAAUAAUUAAAUUGUCUGAAAUGGUGAAAAUUUUGAGCAAUCAUGGGAAGCUUGACAAGGAGAUGGUAGGAGUUGUUACAAAGUUCUUAGAGGAGAAUCGGAAGGUUGCUGCUUUGACAACGGUGGAGAAGCCUGCAGCAACUAAGGUCAAGGCUUUGUCAUUUGGGGAGAGGGCUAAGCUGUCGAAGAAUCCAAUGGGAAAGAGGUUGUUUGAGAUAAUGGCUGCGAAGGAGAGUAAUCUCUGUUUGGCUGCCGAUGUUGGAACUGCAGCUGAAUUGCUUGAAAUUGCUGAAAAGGUUGGACCUGAGAUAUGCUUGCUGAAGUCUCAUGUGGAUAUUUUUCCAGAUUUUACUCCUGAUUUUGGCUCAAAACUACUUUCGAUUGCAGAAAAACAUAACUUCUUAAUCUUUGAGGAUCGUAAAUUUGCUGAUAUUGGUAACACGGUGACCAUGCAAUAUGAAGGAGGGAUCUUUCAUAUACUGGAUUGGGCACAUAUAGUAAAUGCUCACAUAAUCUCAGGCCCUGGAAUUGUUGAUGGGUUAAAAUUGAAGGGUUUACCUCGUGGUAGGGGUUUAUUACUGCUUGCUGAAAUGAGUUCAGCUGGUAACCUUGCCAAGGGAGAUUAUACCACUGCUGCCGUUAAAAUUGCCGAAGAUCAUUCAGACUUUGUCAUUGGCUUCAUCUCAGUCAAUCCUGCAUCAUGGCCAGGGGCACCUAUAAAUCCUUCCUUCAUUCAGGCAACCCCUGGAGUUCAAAUGGUAACCGGUGGCGAUGCUUUAGGACAGCAAUAUAACACUCCAUAUUCUGUGGUUCAUGAUAGGGGCAGUGACAUAAUCAUUGUGGGGCGUGGCAUCAUCAAAGCAACAAAUCCAGCUGAGGCAGCUCGUGAAUACCGUCUUCAAGGAUGGAAUGCAUAUUUGGCCAAAUGUUCUUGAUGCCCACAUCCUUAGAAUAAAAUGAUCAGCCAAAAUAAUGUUUUAAUGGGACAUCUAAUCUGGCUUGUAACUCAGAGGAAAGGUGGUCUUGAGUACAAUAUAAUGCUAAAAGACAUUUUUCAGUCGGAAUAUUAAAGUUGAGUUUUUAUUUUCUGAGGGAAAUUAAAUAAAAAAUAUAACUUAUAGAAUGGUAA
Messenger RNA from Cajanus cajan (pigeon pea), 1819 nucleotides. Its product is annotated as uridine 5'-monophosphate synthase / UMP synthase (PYRE-F) (UMPS). Gene Ontology annotation, molecular function: orotate phosphoribosyltransferase activity; orotidine-5'-phosphate decarboxylase activity. Gene Ontology annotation, biological process: 'de novo' UMP biosynthetic process; 'de novo' pyrimidine nucleobase biosynthetic process. The record is from RefSeq and is a predicted model, not a curated record. Lineage: Eukaryota; Viridiplantae; Streptophyta; Magnoliopsida; Fabales; Fabaceae.